Saxophila tyrrhenica is the source of this 981-nucleotide messenger RNA. RefSeq lists its product as uncharacterized. The coding region runs from base 1 to 981 and encodes 326 amino acids. Gene Ontology annotation, cellular component: cytoplasm; nucleus. NCBI's taxonomy places the organism in Eukaryota, Fungi, Ascomycota, Dothideomycetes, Mycosphaerellales, Extremaceae. The record is from RefSeq and is a predicted model, not a curated record. Gene Ontology annotation, molecular function: mRNA binding. The transcript has 7 exons.
AUGGCGUCAGGCCCAGAGAAGAGCGUUUCUAACACGCGCCUGUACCUCGGGAAUCUCCCGCGCACUGCUACCAAGGCCGAUGUUGAGAACCACUUCAACACCCAUGGCACUGGGGAGAUUACCGAGAUCAAGCUUAUGAACGGCUUUGGCUUCAUCGAGUACAAGGAUGAGAUGGAUGCGCGCGAUGUCGUUCCAGCAUUCCACGGAUCCGACUUCAUGGGCGAACGUCUGGUUGUUCAGUUCGCUCGCGGCAGCAACCGGCCACGUGAUGACCAUGGCUUCGCCCCCCGCCAGGCUCCGCGCCCGCGCCGCACCGUACAUCGCAUGACGAUAACCGGCCUCCCAUACGAAACCAGCUGGCAGGACCUGAAGGACUUCGCCCGCCAGUCUGGCCUGGACGUGGUCUACAGUGAAGUCGCCCGCGAGCGUGACACCAGCGGCCUAGGCAAAGGCUUCGUCGAAUACGAGACUGGUGCAGACCUUGCCACCGCUGUGGAGAAGCUCGACAACCACACCUUCAAGGACGCCACCGUUCGCUGCAUUUCCGACCCGCAAACCGAGAUCCCGCGUCCGCGUGAGCGCUACAGGUCGCGUUCUCCAGGCUACCGCGGUCGCGGCUACGGCCCACCUCCGGUCGACGACUUCUACGAUCGUCGUGGUCCGCCUCGUGGCUACAGCCCGCGUCGCGACGACUACCGCCGCCGCACUCCACCACCGCGCGGCUACUACGACGACCCACGCGAAGAACGCUUCGGCCCGCCACGCGGUCGACCACCGAUGGACGACUACCCACCGCCGCCACGUUCGCGCUACCCCGACGAUCGCUACGGAGGCCCACCACCACCGCGCGGCUACCCGGAGGCAGACCCGUACAUGAACGGCCACGGCAGGGAGCCGUACGGUCGUCCACCAAGCCCGCCUAGGAGGGAUCGCGGGUACGAGCGUGCGCCCUAUGAGCCAGCGCCCCCGCGCUAUUGGUGA